AUGCUUGUCAAAAAAUCGAGAUUGAAAUGGCUUAAACACGGGGAUUCCAAUAGUGGUUUCUUCCAUAAAGUGAUGAAAGAUAGAAUAAGACACAACCAUAUAGGUCCUAUUGUUUCUUCGGGUCGUUUGGUGGAGUCGGUAACGGAGAUAAAUGAGGUGGUUUUAAGUCAUUUUUUGAACAAAUUUAUUGAAUCGGAAGGUGAGAGGCCUUUGUUGGAAGGGAUCCCUUUCAAAAUUAUUAGUGAAGAGAAAACUUGUUUCUUGAUAGUCCUUUUCAAGAAGACGAAAUUAAGGAGGCUAUAUGGGGGUGUGGUGGAUUCGAAAGUUCGGGUCCGGAUGGUUUCACCUUUCUCUUCAUUAAAAAGUGCUGGACGUUUAUUAAAGACGACUUUGUUUGGUUUUUUAAUAACUUUUAUAUCGGUAGUGAAGUUUCAAAGGCGGUUACUUCUUCUUUCUUGA
This is a messenger RNA of Vicia faba (fava bean), 459 nucleotides long. The record is from the annotation of a GenBank genome assembly. Lineage: Eukaryota; Viridiplantae; Streptophyta; Magnoliopsida; Fabales; Fabaceae.